Rodentolepis nana is the source of this 1179-nucleotide messenger RNA. NCBI's taxonomy places the organism in Eukaryota, Metazoa, Platyhelminthes, Cestoda, Cyclophyllidea, Hymenolepididae. The record is from the annotation of a GenBank genome assembly.
AUGAUAAUUGGGUGUGGCUCCGUGCCACUGUCAUCUCUCUUCCCAGACCAAGGUGCUCAAAUGAAGAGUCAUGCUGGAAGAGGCGCAUUGACUACACAAAUCUCCAAAGUGAAGUUCUUUGUGGGUGGACUUCGAAGAACUCACACUGAGGAGCACUUAAGGAGGUAUUUUGAGAGCAAAUACGGCCCUUUAGUGGACUGCCACGUGUCAAAAGACUUUAAGACUAAGGAGUCGCGAGGCUACGCUUUUGUGACCUUCAAAGAGGCCAUUCAUGCCUCUCGAGCAAUGUCGGACUUUCCACAUUUCAUCGAAGGUGUGCCAAUUCAACUUAGACCAUAUAAUUUGGCGAAUGCCGAUCAGAGUAGAAACCCACUUGGUGUUGCCUCAUCACGCGAGACAGCUAAAAAGCCCCCCAAAAACCGUGUUGUGGUUGUUGGAAUUUCCGAUACCACAACAAAAGAUGCAAUUAAAGCCGCCCUCUCAAAGAUCGGUGGAGUUUUAAGUGUGGACAUGGAGUCAAAGAGGGGAUUUGGAAUUGUGAAUUUUGAGAAGUCCGAAUCAGUCGAUCAGGCAGUUGUUAUGAGUCAGGUUAAGAUAGAUGGUAAGGAUUGCGAUAUAUAUCAUUACAAUAUUGGGAAGAAAGUGAUAAGAGAGAGGGAGGGAGAAGGGGAGAAGAAUGGUUCGUGUGAACAUGUUGACAAAUUGAGAUUAUUUAUUGGUAACUUGAAUCCUUCAGUUAGCAGGGAGAUGCUAAAGGAGCACUUUUCCAGAUUUGGAACUGUGACGAAAGUGGACAUAAUUUGUAAUCGCCAGAGUUCAAGACCACGUGGAAUGGCAUUUGUUAGCAUGUCCUCUGAAGAGGAGGUGGAGGGAGUUUUGAAAGGAUGUCCACAUUCACUUAGCGGUAAGGAGCUUAUCGUUCGAAGGGCGUACAAGAAGAAUUCGGAAUUGCAGCGUGUUAUUGUAGUGAGGCGCCCUCUGCCUCGUCGCAAAACUUGGAAAUCGAAACCACUUCCUGCUGUUAAAAAAGUGGGCUCUAAGGUUACAAAACCGUCUUCUUCGUCAAAAGUGCAUCAUGCUACUUCAGUGAGACGUCCUCAACCCCGUCCCAAACCAUCGAAAUCAAAACCACCACGCUCUGUAAAAAAAGUGGGCUCUAAAGCCAAAAAACGGCCGUGA